UGAGAUAGUGCGCGCCCCCGUCGUCUUUCUCCGAUGUCUCUGUGUGUGUCUCUCUCCUAUUGGACAGAGGCCCCUUUGCCUCGGCCUUCUUGGCGCAUAUUUUUGUUUCCUCCGUUUCUUGGGACAACCUGAAGUGAAGCUCUCUUGGGGAGGUGAGGCGGCGCGGCAAUGGCUCACCGGCUGCUGCACGGCACCCUCCACGCCACCAUCUUGGAGGCCGACAAGCUCACCCACCCCGACCGUGCCACCGGCGGCGCCCCCGAGAUCCUCCGCAAGUUGGUGGAAGGGCUCGAGGAGAGCAUCGGGCGGGGCAAGGGGUCGACGCGGCUCUACGCGACCAUCGACCUCGGCAGGGCGCGCGUGGGCCGCACGCGGGUCCUCGCCGGCGACCCGGUGAACCCGCGCUGGUACGAGGACUUCCACAUCUACUGCGCGCACUUCGCCGCCCACGUCGUCUUCACCGUCAAGGCCGCGCAGCCCAUCGGCGCCACGCUCCUCGGCCGCGCCUAUCUCCCUGUCCGGGAGCUGCUCGACGCCGAGGACGGCCAUGAGAUCGAGCGCCGGCUCGACAUCCUCGACGCGACCAAGCAGAAGCUCCCCCACGGGCCCACGAUUCAGGUGCGGCUCAGGUUCUGCGACGUCGCCGCCAACCGCGGCGAGUGGGGCGCCGGCGUCGGCAGCGCGCGGAACCCUGGGGUGCCCUACACGUUUUUCUCCCAGCGGCCGGGGUGCAGGGUCACGCUGUACCAGGACGCGCACACCCCGGACGCGUUCGCGCCCAGGAUCCCGCUCUCCGGCGGCCGGAGCUACCAGCAGGGACGGUGCUGGGAGGACGUGUUCGACGCCAUCAGCGACGCGCGCCACCUCGUGUACAUCACCGGCUGGUCCGUGUACACCGAGAUCACGCUGGUACGGGACGCCGCCCGGCCGCGCCCCGGCGGCGACGCCACCCUGGGCGAGCUCCUCAAGCGCAAGGCCAGCGAGGGCGUGCGCGUGCUCAUGCUGGUCUGGGACGACCGCACCUCCGUCGAGUCCCUCGGCAUGACAUGGGGGUACAUGGACACGCACGACGCCGUGACGGCGAGCUACUUCCGCGGCACCGACGUGCGGUGCGUCCUCUGCCCGCGGAACCCCGACGCCGGCAGAAGCGCCGUCAUGGGCCUGGAGACCGCCUGCCUGAUCAGCCACCACCAGAAGAUCAUCGCGGUCGACCACGACAUGCCGGUGAGGGGCAGCUCGAGCCGCCGCCGCAUAGUCAGCUUCGUCGGCGGCCUCGACCUCUGCGACGGGCGCUACGACACGCAGUUCCACUCCCUGUUCAGGACGCUGGACACGGCGCACCGAAACGACUUCCACCAAAUCAGCAUUGCCGACGCGUCCAUCGACAAGGGCGGUCCGAGGCAGCCAUGGCACGACAUCCAUGCCAGGAUCGAAGGUCCGGCCGCGUGGGACAUCCUCUACAACUUCGAGCAGCGGUGGAGGAAGCAAGGUGGCGACCGUGAUCUCCUCGUGGAUCUGAACGCCUUGGCGAGCCUCAUCAUCCCGCCUUCCGCCGUGACGUUCCCCGAAGACCAGGAGGCGUGGAACGUGCAGGUGUUCCGGUCCAUCGACGGCGGAGCGAGCUGCGGCUUUCCUACCACUCCCGAGGAAGCCGCCCGAUCGGGCCUUGUGAGUGGCAAGAACAGCACCAUUGACAGGAGCAUCCAGGACGCCUACAUCCACGCGAUACGCCGCGCGAACCACUUCAUCUACAUCGAGAACCAGUACUUCCUUGGCAGCUCAUUCGCGUGGAAAGCCGACGGCAUAGAGCCGGAGGAUAUCGAGGCACUGCAUCUGAUUCCCAGAGAGCUUUCGCUCAAGAUUGUGAGCAAGAUUGAGGCUGGUGAACAUUUCGUGGUCUAUGUUGUGGUGCCAAUGUGGCCGGAAGGUGACCCGGAAAAGAAAUCCAUGCAGGCAAUACUAGAUUGGCAGAGAAGGACCAUGGACAUGAUGUACUAUGACAUUGCCAUCGCACUUGAGGCCAAUGGGAUCGACGCGAACCCCAAGGACUACCUCACCUUCUUUUGCUUGGGGAACAGGGAAGUGAAGAGGAGCGAAGAGUAUGAACCCGCUGAUCGUCCAUUGCCUGAGUCAAGCUAUGAAAGGGCGCAGAAGGCCCGGCGGUUCAUGAUCUAUGUUCACUCCAAGAUGAUGAUAGUUGAUGACGAAUACAUCAUCAUCGGAUCUGCCAACAUCAACCAGCGGUCCAUGGACGGGGGAAGGGACUCGGAGAUCGCCAUGGGCGCAUUCCAGCCGCACCACCUAAACGCCAAAGGCCAGGUUGCCAGAGGGCAGGUCCAUGGCUUUCGGAUGUCGCUGUGGUACGAGCACCUGGGCAUGCUGCACGACGAUUUCCUCAACCCUGGGAGCCUGGAGUGCGUCCAGAGGGUGAACAAGAUGGCUGACAAGUACUGGGACCUCUAUGCCAGCGAUGAGCUCAACGACGACCUCCCUGGGCACCUUCUCACGUACCCAGUCGCCGUGAGCAAGGACGGCACCGUGACGGAGCUGCCUGGGGCCAAGUGCUUCCCUGACACGGAGGCUCCGGUGCUCGGAAUCAAAGCCAAAUUACUGCCCCCUAUUCUCACCACAUAGGGUAUUUGCUCGGCAAUGCUAGAUGCUGCUUUUAUGAUGCGCUUCCCGCAGUGUAAGCUUAUAUCCUGUUAUUGCUACCUCUAUAUGAUGGUUCUAGUCUGAAUCUAUAGUUGAACGCUUGCCUCAA
Triticum dicoccoides is the source of this 2761-nucleotide messenger RNA. RefSeq names its product phospholipase D alpha 2-like. Lineage: Eukaryota; Viridiplantae; Streptophyta; Magnoliopsida; Poales; Poaceae. Gene Ontology annotation, molecular function: D-type glycerophospholipase activity; calcium ion binding. Gene Ontology annotation, biological process: phosphatidylcholine metabolic process; phospholipid catabolic process. The transcript is spliced from 3 exons. Gene Ontology annotation, cellular component: plasma membrane. Bases 169 to 2634 code for a protein of 821 amino acids. The record is from RefSeq and is a predicted model, not a curated record.